AUCCGGAUGGUGCAAUGUUCCCGUGGCGGUGUACUCACAUCUUGCGUCAUCCAGGUUGACCACUGGUUAACGAUGGGUACCUUAAUCAAACUCCUGGCGGACCUGCUGGUGAUGUGCCCCGUGCGUGACAUGGGACGCCUGCUCGCCUCAGCCGGCAACAACCACGUCUUUCGUUACCUCGUCUCUACAAACGCAGCGGCCAACGCCACUGCGGCCAAAGCGGGCGACAUGCUGCGGCUCCUGUUCGGCGCGCACUUCCUGAGCCCGGUCGAACUGGCCGCUUGGGCACAAGCCAGCGAGGCCAUCAUCGGCUUUUGGACACAGUUCGCCAGGACAGGGAACGUACCGAACUCGAACGGGCAAGGAGAAGGCCGAUUCAGCAUCAGCAUCGCUGAAGAACGGGAAACAAGCGUCCUUGACAUCCGGGAGGAGCAGUGCCGACUGCUCAGCAGCCUUGGCAUCUGACGAUUCAAGUGUCCUGCGCAGAAGACAGCUCGCGCGGACACUUUUUUUUGUUUUGUUUUGUUUACACUACUCGCAUUUACCCGCAAAAAGCCUUUAUAAGAGUCAUUCCUCCCCCCCCCUCCUUUUUCUUCCUUUGGCGCAUUAAUCAUUCUAUUAUUCUUACAUCUCGCAAUAC
Rhipicephalus sanguineus (brown dog tick) is the source of this 640-nucleotide messenger RNA. RefSeq lists its product as uncharacterized. The record is from RefSeq and is a predicted model, not a curated record. The transcript is spliced from 2 exons. NCBI's taxonomy places the organism in Eukaryota, Metazoa, Arthropoda, Arachnida, Ixodida, Ixodidae. Bases 7 to 465 code for a protein of 152 amino acids.